Molecule: messenger RNA, 1418 nt
Organism: Lolium perenne
Lineage: Eukaryota; Viridiplantae; Streptophyta; Magnoliopsida; Poales; Poaceae
Product: phospholipase A1-II 2
Biological process (GO): lipid metabolic process
Molecular function (GO): glycerophospholipid phospholipase A1 activity
Source: RefSeq, a predicted model, not a curated record
GCACGACGGAGGCACAACCCAACUGCACAAGGCAAGAGACCGGAGCUUUCACAAAGGCCAGCACGCCCUGGCGAUGUUCUCCGGCAACAUGUCCGGCCGGUGGAGGGAGCUGCACGGCAGCGACCGCUGGGACGGCCUGCUCGACCCGCUCGAUGUCGACCUCCGGCGUCUCCUCAUCACCUACGGCGAGAUGAUCAUGGCCACGUACGAGGCCUUCAUCGCCGAGCGCCGGUCCCCGAACGCCGGCAUGUGCCGCUACCGGCGAGCCGACCUCCUCCAGCGCGUGGAGGUGUCCCGCCCGGAAUGGUACCAUGUCACCCGGUACAUCUACGCCACGGCCAGCGCCGACGUGCACGGCAAGGUGCUGCUCCGGCCCUUUUGCCGGGACGGGCGCGCGAGAGAAUGCAACUGGAUGGGCUACGUCGCCGUGGCCACGGACGAGGGCGUGGCCGCCCUCGGCCGUCGGGACAUUGUCGUGGCUUGGCGAGGCACGCAGCGGGCCCUGGAGUGGGUGGCCGAUAUGAAGCUCGCGUUCGCCUCGGCGGCCGGGAUCCUCGGCCCGGAAGGCGCCGACGGGUCUGACCCGUCGGUGCACCGCGGGUACCUAUCGCUGUACACCUCGUCGGAUCAAUGCUCGGGGCUCAACAGGCAGAGCGCCAGGAUGCAGGUAUUGACAGAGAUCGCAAGGCUAAUGGACAAAUACAAGGAUGAGGACACCAGCAUCACUGUCGUUGGGCACAGCCUGGGCGCCACCCUGGCUACCCUCAACGCCGUCGACAUCGCCGCCAACUCCUAUAACAAACCCGCCCUGUGGUCGGCGGCCAGGAGCCCGACCCCGGUCACGGCCGUCGUCUUCGGCAGCCCGCGCACGGGCGACCGCGACUUCCGCGACAUCUUCCACCGCCUCCCGGACCUCCGGAUGCUCCGCAUCCGGAACCGGCCUGACCGCAUCCCGUUCUACCCGCCCGUGGGCUACGCCGACAUCGGCGUGGAGAUGCUGAUUGACACGCGCCGCUCACCGUUCCUCAAGCCCCACGGCAACGAGUCGCAGUCGCACGACCUCGAGUGCCACCUGCACGGCAUCGCCGGGUGGCGGGGGGACCACGGCGAGUUCAAGCUCGUGGUUGACCGGGACAUCGCCCUCGUGAACAAGUUCAACGACUGCCUCACCGACGAGUACCCCGUGCCAGUGGGCUGGAAGGUGCACCACAACAAGAACAUGGUGAAAGGACCCGAAGGGAGGUGGGUCUUGGAGGACCAUGAGCCUGACUACGAUGAUGGCGACGAUAGCUUGUAGGAGUCCGGGAAUGACCAUCUUCUAACACUCCAUGCCAUGGUGUUGUGUUGCUACCUUUCGGAUCGUGACAACUUGAUGUUUGUUUUUCCUGAUUUUUUUUAAAUAAAAUGUCACUCUGCUA